Messenger RNA from Microthlaspi erraticum, 1590 nucleotides. The record is from the annotation of a GenBank genome assembly. NCBI's taxonomy places the organism in Eukaryota, Viridiplantae, Streptophyta, Magnoliopsida, Brassicales, Brassicaceae.
AUGGUGCAAAACUUGGAGGGGAUUGAAGCGCAGAAGAUUGAGAUAAGCGUUGACCUAUUUGCUGCAGCCAAGAACCAACUUCAGUUCCUCGAAGUUGUUGAUCAGAACCGGUGGCUCUACGACGGUCCUAUACUCGAAAGAGCCAUCUACAGAUACAAUGCUUACUGGCUUCCUUUGCUUGCCAAAUAUUCCGAGUCUUCCUCGAUCUGCGAAGGACCAUUAGUCCCUCCUUUUGACUGUGAAUGGGUUUGGCACUGCCACAGGCUUAAUCCGGUGAGGUACAUGUCUGAUUGUGAGGAAUUCUAUGGGAGAGUUCUGGACAAUUCAGGCGUUGUAUCUUCCGCAAAUGGAAGUUGCAAAUUACAAACUGAGAAUCUAUGGAAGAGAUUGUAUCCUAUGGAGCCUUACGACCUUGAUUUGAACAAGGAAGAGCCAGAUGAUAUCUCAGCUAUUGAGAGAUGCACUACCUAUGAUCUUGUUUCAGCUGUCCAGAGGCAAAGCUCAUUUUAUAAUGAGGUUUCGAGAGCCCAUGUAGAUAGUGACAUCAUAAUCCAAGAAGCUGUUGGUAGAUACAAAGCAUUUCUCUACUUGAUCAAGAGAAGCCGCGAAAAGUUGAUCAACUUAAUCAGUGUUCCCACUUACGACAUUGAUCUAAUCUGGCAUGCACAUCAACUAAAUCCGUCCUCUUACUACAAAGAUAUGGAAAAGAUCUUGGGUGAAAUCUUACAACAUGAUGAUACAAUUUCUGACACAAGCGAAAGUAAGAAGCUGGACACAGCUUUCUCUGGAACUACUACUCAAUGGGAAGAAACAUUUGGUCAAGGGUAUUGGAUAGCCAAUGCGGAGAUGGCUACAGUUGUGCUGGCAGCUGAGAAGAGCGGUGCAGGCUCUAGGUGCUUGGCCGAGGCUGCUGAGAAGCACGAUGUGGGUGCAAGGUGUUGUGUGGACGUGGCGACUGAGAAGAACAAUGCUCGGUGCUUGGCAGUGGUGCAUGAGAAGAAAAGUUCUAGAUGCUUGGCGGUGGUGCCAGAGAAGAAAAAUGCUCGGUGUUUGGCCGUAGUGCCUGAGAAGAAAAGUUCUAGGUGCUUGGCUGUGGUGCCUAAGAAGAACAAUGCUCGGUGCUUGGCUGUGGUGCCUAAGAAGAACAAUGCUCGGUGCUUGGCGGUGGUGCCUGAGAAGAGCAGUUCUAGGUGCAUGGCCGUGGUGCCUAAGAAGAACAAUGCUAGCUGCUUGGCGGUGGUGCCUGAGAAGAACAAUUCUAGGUGCAUGGCCGUGGUGCCUAAGAAGAACAAUGCUCUGUGUUUGGCGGUGGUGCACGAGAAGAAAAAUGCUGGGUGCUUGGCGAUGGUGCAUGAGAAGAAUAGUUCUAGUUCUAGGUGCUUGGCGAUGGUGCAUGAGAAAAACAGUUCUAGGUGCUUGGCGGUGGUGAAUGAGAAGAAAAAUGCUCGGUGCUUGGCGAUGGUGCAUGAGAAAAACAGUUCUAGGUGCUUGGCGGUGGUGCAUGAGAAGAAUGGUGGAUGUGGUAAUAUGAUGAAGAAUAAUGCUAAUGAAGAAUUAGCAGAUGCUCUAAACGGCCCCGUUGCAGCUUAA